UGUUGUGGUGUAAGAAUCGUGAUCUUGUUGGUUUAACUUAAAUUUCUGACUUCUUCUUUGAGAAUCGAAGUACAGUGAAGAAGCUAACCCAUUUAACAUAACUGAGUAUAUAUUUCUACGUUUUUUUCUCUGCAUAGUGUUACCUCUAGACUAUGGUAAAUAAAGCCACAAUCGGAACAAGAAUCAUUGUCGUUUUGAAUUACUGGUACCAGCAAAAUUUCUUUUCAAGAUCAACACAAGAGCAAUGACUCUAUUGGUCAACAGUCGUAAACAAACAUCGAGCGAUCAAUGAAAGCUUGUAAAUAAUUCUAAGCCAGGAUGUCAAAACUAUUUCAAAGAUGUCGCCGCUAAUACUUCGGUCAUCUUAGGUACAAGAUAAUGGGAUAAAUUCAAAGAUGACAAAGGAAACAAAGUCCCUUCCGGAAAAGAGCAGUGAGGAACAUUGCAUCCAUAAAAUCACAGUUGAACCAGUGAUAUUUUGUUAUGCGUUUGGGAUAAUUCUUCACGUCCCAGUCAUUCAACAGUAUAUCCACCGACGAAUCGCCGAGGAGAAAGGCAUUAUCUAUAACACAACAGCUAGUCUAAGUAAUUGCGAUUCUAUGCGAGCCACUCGUAAUGGAGAAACUUUAAAAAUGCAAAAAGAAGUUCAGUCCGAAGCUUCAUUUAUGCAACUCGGUAUGGUGUUCUCUGCCAGUGCCCCGUCACUUUUGGUCGCGCUGUUUUUAGGGGCAUGGUCCGACCGCGCGGGGCGAAGAAGAGUGAUGGCUUUACCCAUAUUUGGAAGUGCAAUAGAGUCAGCCAUAAUAUUAUGGGUUAUCGCGUUCAAUCUUCCCAUCCAGACGUUACUUUUAGCAGGAUUUAUAAAUGGGUUGUGUGGUUUCUUCCCAACAAUGGUUUUGUCGGUGUUUUCGUAUGUGGCAGAUAUUACAGAAGAGUCCCAACGUGCUUUUCGACUCGGAAUCCUAGAGGCAACUGCCUUUAUAAGCGGUAUGCUCAGUCAUUUAAGCAGCGGUUGGCUAAUAAACAAAACAGGUUACAAAGCACCGUACAUGAUGAUUUUAUCGCUUCACACUUUCGCGCUGUUUUACGUAGUUUUAAAACUUCCUGAGUCAAGAGCGAAACAUUUAAUGGAGAAUUCCAACGUAAAAGUGUUCAGUUUACAUCACAUCCGGGUCAUCAUAUGCAUCUUUACAAACCCUAGAUCUGGCGAAAGAUGGCGCAUGUGCAUACUUAUGUUUACCUCUGGCCUUAUGAUUGUGUCCUCGAUUGGUUUUGGCAGUGUCAUUGUACUUUACGCCAUCGAUCGUCCAUUGUGUUGUAAUUCUAUCCUGAUUGGCUAUUACCUAGCAACGAGCUUCUUUGUGCAAGCUGUUGGGGCCAUUCUUGGACUGAAAUUUUUAAAAAUGAUCUUAUCAGAGCAUACUCUUAUGCAAGUAGGAAUGAUAUCUGUGAUAUGUUCACUGGUUAUGAUGGCAUUUGUUAAAAGCAAGAGAGCGUUGUUUGUUGUUCCUUUUGUAGCCUGUCUUGGUGGGAUUCCAACUCCAGUUAUCAGAGCCAUGAUGUCCAAAAUGGUUGAUCCAGAUGAACAAGGUGCAUUGUUUGCUGCUGUUGCGACUCUGGAGACAAUUUGCACUCUGUUUGGCGCCGCCCUAUUUAACUCAAUUUAUCCUUUAUUUUUACACAUUGGAUUAAAUGGGUUUUGUUUCCUUGUCAUGGCAUUUCUGAUGGUAGCUGCCCUUAUUUUGACCGA
Messenger RNA from Pocillopora damicornis (cauliflower coral), 1750 nucleotides. RefSeq names its product proton-coupled folate transporter. Gene Ontology annotation, cellular component: membrane. Gene Ontology annotation, biological process: transmembrane transport. The record is from RefSeq and is a predicted model, not a curated record. Gene Ontology annotation, molecular function: transmembrane transporter activity. Lineage: Eukaryota; Metazoa; Cnidaria; Anthozoa; Scleractinia; Pocilloporidae.